AUGUCUCCGGAGAACAGCGAUGUCGGGCAAGAAACCGUGACCCGCCCUGAGGCCGAAGAGCCGACGAAAGACGAUAGCAGAAGCAGCAGCAGCGGCAGCAACCACAACCAUGACGCACCGCAGAGCUCGACAGGGGCUGGUCAGACUAAAUGCUCCAUCUGCCAAAGCACCUUUCGAAGGCCAGAGCACUUAAAGCGCCACUUUCGCAGUCACACAAAGGAGAAGCCGUUCGAGUGUGCGCAGUGUGGCCGACAUUUCUCCAGAACGGAUACUCUCCAUCGUCACGAACUCAGUCAUCAUAAUGCUGGAAUGGAAGGGGGAAAGGAUCGUACGCACCGGAUCACCGUCAAAACCUUCCGCGCUUGCUAUAAAUGCGCCAUAGCAAGGGUACGAUGCAGUGGGGGCUCGCCAUGCGCACGUUGCGAGAGUCGAUCCCUGGAAUGUCAGUAUCCGACCGAGAGACGAUCGAAGGCAAAGACGCGGAAGGAGAGUCAGCCCUCUUUUACAAGAAACGACGCAUCGUACGAUCAAUCUUCUCAUCUGGCGCAGACCACAUGGACAAAUGGCACCGACUUGCCUCCUUCACGCAAUGGAGAACAAUCAAUGCCGCCGCCCUUUCAUUACCAGAUGACACAGUUUCAGCUACAGAUGCCCAUGUCGAAUGCAUCCAACGCAGUCUCAUCUAAAUUGACCGCAGAUCACAACAAUAUAGAACCGGGAAACAGGCGUUCGGAUGAGACCAGGAUGAAUGGGCAAACUUCCAGCGCCGAAGACAAUUCUACUUUCUCAUCCGUGCGCGAUUCUACUAGAGAGGUCAAGAAGAUGCGGGUCCCUUCUGUGCAAUAUGGUGACGCGGGAACACAAGGGUUAUACUCACAAAUCGCAACAUCGACUGAAGACAUGACAGAACCCGCUCACCGAACUGAGGGACUCCAGUCCGCCAAAAGCUCUAAUAGGAUAGCGAUGAUGCCAACAGUGGGAAGUCAGCAGGUACCAAUGGAACUAAUACAGCCUUUACUGGAUCAGACCACUGCUCCUACAAUCAACUGGUUGCCUCAGAACCUUGGUAAUGUGUCUAGCAACCGCCGUCAUUCGACAAAUACCUACCAAAAGACCUCCGGAAUUCUAGAUACCUCCCUUAAUCAAGCUUCGUGGUAUCCAUCCGCCAUUCAUGGUGCUGAUAGUAGCUCAUUGGUGUCAGAAAAUGUCUCUCAGACACCAUCCGGGUACACGUCUCUAGGUGGUACCACCGAAAGCCCAAGCCAAUCACAUCUGAACCGGCGUGCUAGAAAUCACUCAGUGGAUGGUGCUAUUCCGAACUCAUCGAGCUCUAGACUGAAUCAGGACUCUUGGUCUUUAUUAUGUGCCGCUUCCGCGGAUGCGUCGUUACAGCUGCAGCAAGCGAAUACCCGGCGUCAAUACUUGUUCCCUCAAACUACAGAGACGAGGGACCAUGCCACGAACGAGAUUAAGAAUGGCUAUCGCCACGUACUUGAACCAUCGACAUAUGAGAGGAUACGCAGUGCAUUCAAUCAAUUGUGCUGCGUGGAGAGUAUACUGUAUCCAAAGUUUGAAACCGAUCACUUGCCUGGUGCGGAGACACUGUCAAGCUUUAUUGAUUUAUACUUUGUGCAUUUUCAGCCUGUUUACCCAAUAUUUCACACUCCUACGUUCGAUAUAAACAAGUGUCAUUGGAUAGUGGUGCUAGCUUUGUCGGCCGUUGGUUGCCAUUUUGCUGGUUCCCAAGAACAGAUUGAGUGCGCACCGGUGUUUCAUGAGUUUCUUAGACGCGCUACGAAUGUUGAGGAAGAAAAGUAUCUUGUCGAUCGAGCACCAGUGUGGCUUCUCCAAGCAUCAAUCCUCAACUGCGUUGGGAUACUCUACAGUUGUGAUGAACGGGCUAGGCUUUUGGCGUUGAAUACCUUUGGCAAUUUGGUAGGCUUUGUGAACCGCGAGAAACUUCUUGGUCACAGACCUAUACAGUCUUUAAACGGGAAGACGAACGAGCAGCGCUGGGUGUCCUGGGUCGGGGAUGAGAUCAGAAGACGUACAGGCUACCUGAUAUGGCUUCUCGACUGCACCAUAGCAUACCAUUUUGACAAGCGCCCUUUGCUGUCUCUUGACGAGAGCCAAGCAACACUGCCUUCCCAUGAAGCUCUUUGGGAGGCAGAAUCUCCAGAGGCCUGGGAAGAAGUACGGAGAGGAAUAUCAGACCAGAAAGAAUCCUCCCUUUAUGAUGCCGUCCUUAUAAUGUACAUCGAGAAGGAGCUUGUACCUGAUCUCGGAGAGUUCAGCCAGCUUCUUCUCAUUCACGCGUUAUAUCACCGUAUGUGGGAGGUGGGAGACUACUUCCGCCGCCCCUUAUCCUUCUGGAACCCAACCUCGAAAAAGCAGUCACGGCAUUCUGCACUCCCAUCUGGCUCUGUAUGGCUACCUGGUAUACCAUCGUAUUCCAAAUGGCGCAACAGUGCAUGUGACUGCCUCGAUAUUCUCCAUUGGGCUGCUGGCAGCAUAGUAAACAGGUCUGCUGGCCUCGAACAUCCCACAAUCUUGCAUCUCCAUUUGGCUCGUAUAAUUCUCCUUGCCCCGUUUCGUGAAAUGCGGACACUCGCAACAUCUCUGGCAAUGGAAGAAUCCCAUUGGCAUGAACGCGAACAGACCCUUGAAUGGCACUACAUAUUACGCUGGGUCAAACAUGACCAGUACAAGGCCCGUCUGGCAGUUGUACACGCAGGCGCAGUGCUAAGACAUGCCCGCGAUUUCUCAAGCCGGUCGUUCCAUGAGCCAGUCGCAGUCUUCCUGGCAACCCUACUUUUAUGGGCGUAUGGCGCAUGCUACCCCUCACUAUCUGACAUGACGAGCUGCCGUGAAGCAGGACACGGCAUGCCAGAAAAACCUCUAUUUAUUCAUCUCGACAGACCCUGCGAUGAUGAACUAGCCCAACUUUUCGUGCGCGAAGGCCAUGGCAUGAAAGCUGUCUUGACCGGUGUUGGGGAUGUAUGUGCUCCGCAAGGACCAGUGGAGACCCUCAAAGCUGGUUGUCGGAUACUUGCUGGCCUUUCGUCGUGGGGAAUCUCGAAACGAUUCACCGCAAUCUUGGGCAAGCUUUCAGAGAUCACAUCCAAGUCGUAG
Molecule: messenger RNA, 3132 nt
Organism: Aspergillus luchuensis
Lineage: Eukaryota; Fungi; Ascomycota; Eurotiomycetes; Eurotiales; Aspergillaceae
Product: putative C2H2 transcription factor
Exons: 6
Coding region: 1-3132 (1043 amino acids)
Biological process (GO): DNA-templated transcription; regulation of DNA-templated transcription
Molecular function (GO): DNA-binding transcription factor activity, RNA polymerase II-specific; DNA binding; zinc ion binding
Source: RefSeq, a predicted model, not a curated record